AUGUCGUUGCAAUCCACCCAACCCGACGUCAACACUCUGUUGCACAACAUGUGUGCACAGGUUUUGGUGUUGACCGCACAGCUUGCCGAGUUUCAGGCAAACCCCCCUGAAGCAGUUGAGCAAAAAUUCAAUAAAAAAGUCAAAAUUGUCGCUAACCCCAGCACCACUUUCAAAGGAGACCGGGCUCCAUUUGCUGAAUGGUGGAUCAAGCUCGAGAUUUGGAUUAAGGCAAACUGGGAUGUGUUUGCCAAUGAUUUUGAGAUAGCAACAGCUGUGCUAUCAAGACUAAAAGGACCUGUGGCAGGUCAAUACACCCAUGUACAACUCCAGGAAUGCUAUACCGCUGGUCACUGGCGUACCUGGGACAAGUUGAAAGUUGAAAUUGAAAAAUAUUUCAAACCACAAGCUGAGCGUGACUGGGCACACCAGCAAAUCCAUACCUUCAAGCAAGGAAACAUGAGGACGGAUGACUUUGUUACCCGGUUCCUGGCUCUCUCUAUCCAAGGGGGCCUAGAAAAUGAACAUGCGGUGGAGCUGUUGGAGCACAAUGUGUCACCAGCCAUUGCACAAUAG
Molecule: messenger RNA, 573 nt
Organism: Serpula lacrymans var. lacrymans S7.9
Lineage: Eukaryota; Fungi; Basidiomycota; Agaricomycetes; Boletales; Serpulaceae
Exons: 1
Coding region: 1-573 (190 amino acids)
Source: RefSeq, a predicted model, not a curated record